Rhizoctonia solani is the source of this 1938-nucleotide messenger RNA. RefSeq names its product heat shock protein HSP70 family protein. The record is from RefSeq and is a predicted model, not a curated record. The coding region runs from base 1 to 1938 and encodes 645 amino acids. Gene Ontology annotation, molecular function: ATP-dependent protein folding chaperone; heat shock protein binding; ATP binding. Gene Ontology annotation, biological process: protein refolding; cellular response to unfolded protein; vesicle-mediated transport. Gene Ontology annotation, cellular component: nucleus; cytoplasm; cytosol. The transcript is spliced from 4 exons. NCBI's taxonomy places the organism in Eukaryota, Fungi, Basidiomycota, Agaricomycetes, Cantharellales, Ceratobasidiaceae.
AUGACUUCAAAAGCUAUCGGAAUUGAUCUCGGCACUACCUACUCCUGUGUUGGAGUAUGGCAAAAUGACCGAGUCGAAAUUAUUGCCAACGACCAGGGUAACCGCACUACCCCUUCGUAUGUGUCCUUCUCGGACACCGAGCGUCUCAUCGGAGAUGCUGCAAAGAACCAAGUCGCCAUGAACCCGGUCAACACCGUGUUCGAUGCCAAGCGCCUCAUCGGUCGCCGCUUCGAUGAUCCUGAGGUCCAGUCGGAUAUCAAGCACUUCCCCUUCAAGGUCGAGAACAAGGGUGGCAAGCCUGUGAUUUCUGUCGAGUACCGUGGCGAGACCAAGACCUUCACUCCUGAGGAAAUCUCGUCCAUGGUUCUCCUCAAGAUGAAGGAAACUGCCGAGUCAUACCUUGGUGGUACCGUCAACAACGCCGUCGUCACUGUUCCCGCCUACUUCAACGACUCUCAGCGUCAGGCCACCAAGGAUGCCGGUGUUAUCUCUGGCCUCAACGUUCUCCGUAUCAUCAACGAGCCCACCGCUGCUGCUAUCGCCUACGGUCUCGACAAGAAGGUCCAGGGGGAGCGCAACGUACUUAUCUUCGAUCUCGGUGGAGGAACUUUCGAUGUUUCGCUCUUGACCAUCGAGGAAGGUAUCUUCGAAGUCAAGGCUACCGCCGGUGACACCCAUCUUGGUGGUGAGGACUUUGACAACCGUCUCGUCAAUCACUUUGUCCAAGAGUUCAAGCGCAAGAACAAGAAGGAUCUUUCUACCAACCCUCGUGCCCUCCGUCGUCUCCGCACCGCCUGCGAACGUGCCAAGCGCACUCUCUCGUCGGCUGCUCAGACUUCCAUCGAAAUCGACUCGCUCUUCGAGGGUAUUGACUUCUACACCUCGCUCACCCGUGCUCGUUUCGAGGAGCUCUGCCAGGACCUCUUCCGUGGCACUCUCGAGCCCGUCGAGAAGGUCCUCCGCGACUCCAAGAUCGACAAGAGCAACGUCCAUGACAUUGUGCUAGUCGGUGGUUCUACCCGUAUCCCUCGUAUCAUCAAGCUCGUCUCCGACUUCUUCAACGGCAAGGAGCCCAACAAGUCCAUCAACCCUGAUGAGGCCGUCGCAUACGGUGCUGCCGUCCAGGCUGCUAUCCUCAGCGGUGACACCUCCGAGAAGACUCAGGACUUGCUCCUGCUCGACGUUGCUCCUCUCUCCACUGGUAUCGAGACCGCUGGUGGUGUCUUCACCGCCCUCAUCAAGCGCAACACCACUGUCCCGACCAAGAAGUCUGAGAUCUUCUCGACCUACUCCGACAACCAGCCCGGUGUGCUCAUCCAGGUCUACGAGGGUGAGCGUGCGCGCACCAAGGAUAACAACCUUCUCGGAAAGUUCGAACUCUCCGGCAUUCCUCCCGCCCCUCGUGGUGUUCCUCAAAUCGAGGUCACCUUCGACAUCGAUGCCAACGGUAUCUUGAACGUCUCUGCCGCGGACAAGACCACCGGAAAGUCCAACCGCAUCACCAUCACCAACGACAAGGGUCGUCUCUCCAAGGAGGAGAUCGAGCGCAUGGUCUCCGAGGCCGAGAAGUACAAGAAGGAGGACGAGGAAGCCGCCGCUCGUAUCUCUUCCAAGAAUGCGCUCGAAUCCUACGCCUACAACCUGCGCAACACUCUCCAGGACGACAAGCUCGCCGACAAGUUCGAAGCCGGCGACAAGUCCAAACUCCAGAGUGCUGUCGAUGAGGCCAUCGGCUGGCUCGACGCCUCCCAGGAAGCUUCCAAGGAGGAGUACGAGAGCAAGCAAAAGGAGCUCGAGGCCGUUGCAAACCCGAUCAUGUCGAGGUUGUACGGCGGUGGAGGAGCCCCUGGUGGUGCACCUGGUGGAUUCCCCGGUGCUGGUGGAGCGGGUGGUGCUGCACACGACGCCGACGGCCCAUCCGUCGAGGAGGUCGACUAA